GCAGCCAAGUGUGUAUCCACUGCACCACCAGGGCCCCCAAGAAACAGCAUACAAUAAUUUAAAUCAAGAAUAAUUUUCUUAAAAAAAAAAUACAUUACUCAAUUUUUAGCAACACUGGCUUGGAUAUUCAUUGUCCUCUACCCCCUUACAGUUUAGACUUAGCAAAUAAAGAUCUAUUGUAAAGCUAAAGGCAUAUCCAGUUGUGUAGACACAGAUGGUGCCCCAGCUGUAAUGACCCAUUGCUUUAUUGAUCUCUGCUAUUUGUUUUCAGCUUACAGGAACUCCAUCUGGGCCCUUAAAACAAAACCUUUUGUCUCCUUGACAAAUUAUUCCCAAUUCCAAAAAGAAUAAUGUUAAUAAAUAAGAUAUAACCACCAAGAAUAUAUUAAAGGACCAGGCAGCUGCUGAACCCCCAGACUUUUCUUGCUCAUAGAGAGAAUGUUCUUCAAAGGGAAAACCUGGAUUUGGUUAUAUAUCAGAACAAGUAUCAUUCUAGGAAGUGGAUUAAAUAGCCCAGAGCAACAUGGAAAAAAUAAUUGUUAUCAGCUUAACGGGUUUGAAUGCAGCUUUAAGGAAGCAGAAAAUUACUGUCGUGCCCGGAGAGGAUACCUUGCUUACACUUGGAACCAGAAGGUUCAAGAUCUCGUCCAGGACUUUUUGGAAGAAGGGAGGAAGUGGUGGAUUGGGCAAAAAUUAAUACUACUGAGAAAACAACGAAACAACCCAGCUACGGCUCUGAGGCUUACAGAUGUUGUGGCCCACCAUGCCUCAAAACCCAUCAACUGCACCUGCAUGUCCAGAAACUCUAGUUUGAUCUCAUCAGAAAGGGACUUCUGCUUUGUGAGGCAUUAUUUCAUUUGCCAGGCUGAUGCCUUUUCAGACCUAAAUGCCAGUCACGUAAGAAAUGGAGGUAAUUCUCAUUUACCACAGAGACCCAAGAAGACAAAAAGAGAAGUUGCAACGCUAAGAAACAAAGUGACCUCAGGUAAGAUCUUACUCCUAUACCAAUUCAAAAGAGCUACUCAUCAUUCACACCCAUGUCACCAAACUGCUGAUGUAAAUCUUUCCAAGACCCUGUGCUAUCGCAUCAGCCCAUUUUCUUCAGUAGUACCAAAAAUCACACAGCAGAUGAUAUCAGUCACGUCUGUUCCUACCAGCCAGCCUCCUUCUGUGAUACCAGAGCUCACCAGGCCUCUAUCUGUAACAUGUGCUAAAAAAGCUCUGGAAGAAAUAACUUCAAGCCCAAAGGAGGACUCACAUUUAGAUGUCUCCACCACUCAUCUGCAAGCAUCAUUUCAAAAUGCAUCUGACCAGGUCAUAGAUGAAAUAGUGGGGACCUUUAGCAGAGCAAUUCAUGGUUUACAAACUCACAACGAAUUGCAGAAAGCUUGUGAGGUCCUCCAGAAGCUGACAGCCUUCCUCCCAAGAAUCUCUAAGCCAGCUAAGACCAGUGUCAUUGAUUCCCUUGUCUAUCUGAGUGAGCAGUUACAGAAGAUCCCAUUUCAUAACAACAGCUAUCUGCACUUGAAAGUUCCUGUGACCAUCUGCCUCUUUUACUCCCUCAACAACAUAAUGAAAGCUCGUGAAGCAAGUUGGCAGAGAUCCAAGGAUGAUGUUGAGUGGGUAGACAACAUGCUGGAAAGGUCUUUGCUGGCACUUGGGAAGAUCCAGGAAGCAUUUCUACAGCAGAGUUUGAUUUCUGAGUCUUCAGUGACCUUGACCUCUUCUGUUGCUACUCUAAUGCUGAGCAGCCAAAACAUAUCAACUUUUCCUCUGAGCUAUUAUACUCUGGGAGACCCAGCACCUGUGAGGUUAGGCUUUCCAUCAGCCUCGGCUUUGGAGGAGCUCUUGAAUGAACAUCUAGGAGUUAAUGUCCAAGUGAGUGUGAAAUUGAUUCUAAUCAGAAUAAAAAUGAGAUUUGGUGACCAUAUAGGCAUUUACAUAAACGGAAUGCUCCAUGAAAUAAUUCUCCAGAUCAUGCUCUGGAGAAAUACUAGCAUGGAAACCCAUCCCACCAGUCUCAACAUGAGCAGAGACCAUUUUACGAUCACAGUGAACAUCACUUCCCUGGAGACAUCCCUGAUAGUGUGCAUAGAGCCUGAAAGUCGUCUUUUAAUCACACUCUACCUGGGCUUCCAGUAUCAGCCUAACCGCACUCACUUCCACCUGAGCAUCACCCUUCCAAAGGUGUGGCAGAAAGAUGAGGAAUAUACAUGGGUGCUGACUCCAGAGAGUCUGCAAUAUGGGAUCGGCACCUACUACCUAACAGCUGUGUUGAAUAAAAGCAAGGGUGCUCAGCAGAUGCCCACCCUGCUCUCAAUCAUAAUUGCUGCCACUCAGUGUUAUUUCUGGGACAGCCACAACAGGACAUGGAGGAGCAAUGGAUGCCAAGUUGGACGGCAGAGCACAGUUUUGAGGACACAAUGUCUCUGUAACCACUUGACCUGCUUUACAAGUGACUUCUUCAUUGUGCCUAGGACAGUGAAUAUUGAAGACACAAUCAAGCUGUUUCUUCAUGUGACCAACAACCCUGUUGGGGUGUCAUUGCUGGCCAGCAUUUUAGGAUUCUAUAUGAUCAUAGUUGUGUGGGCUUGGAGAAAAGAUCAAGCUGAUAUGCAGAAGGUGAAGGUCACCGUCCUGGUUGAUAAUGACCCCAGCUCUCAAUUUUACUACCUUAUUCAGGUCUAUUCUGGAUAUCAGAGAAGGGCUGCUACAACAGCCAAGGUUGUUAUCACCCUGUAUGGAUCAGAGGGAUCGAGUGAGCCCCAUCACCUUUGUGACUCCCAAAAGGCAGUCUUUGAACAAGGGGGACUGGAUGUCUUCUUCCUCACCACUGAGUCCUCUUUAGGAGAACUGCAUAGCCUUCGGCUCUGGCAUGAUUAUUCUGGCAUCAGCCCUUCUUGGCUCCAGCCCAGCUUCAAGCAACACCUGUUUUCCUCCGUGAUUGUAGAAAAGUUCACACAAGAUCAUCUGUGGCUCUCAGUUGCAACUCGACAUCCCUGAAGCCCGUUCACAAGAGUCCAGUGGCUCACUUGCUGUAUGACCCUGCUUCUCUGCAACUUGGUCGUCAGUGUCACGUUUUGGAAGAUAAAUGGCACCACUGCCAAGAGAGACGAGCAAGUGGGUCCAUUUGCUGUGACCUGGUCUGAACUGCUUAUCAGCAUCCAAACGGCUGUCAUCCUUUUUCCAGUCAAUCUUGUAACUGGGCGACUCUUCUCGCUGAUUCAACCACAGGAGCCUCUGCCUCUCUUUCGCCGUAUCCAGGCCCCCUACCCCUCAGAUACUUCCUUUGAGCCUCUCUCUCACAGAAACUGACUUUUCUCAUCUUGGUUCUACAUUCAGGAAUUAAAGGAAACUGUGGGAUUCCUGCUCAGGAGAAGUGCAUACCUACUUUCAGAGUGUGAACAAUUGUCAUGGAGUUCUUACAACAUUAACAAGCUGGUGACACUUUUGUCCAGCCUCAAAUUUUAUUCUCACUUAGAGGUCCAAGGCAGUCAUCAGCAGGCAGGAUCCAUUUGGGCAAAUGUGGUUCCUGAAAACCACCAUCAUUUUUGCUAUUACCUGCUCAGAGUUCUGCAGAGGCUACAAUCUCAGUUAGGCAUACUGGGUACCACCAAGGUUCAUCAGCCUUGUGACUUCCUCGAUGCAGUCAGCCAACUGCAAAAACUCCAGGAAAUCUUGGAAACACACAUUCUUUCCAUGGAGCAAGGGCCAUCCAGGGAGGCUACCAGUUUCCCCCUCCUGAUCUCAGAAGAAGGGAAGAAGCACCUCUCUAAUGGCCUGCCCAGAUGGUUGGCUUAUCUCUGCUGGCUCCUUCUGGGCACUAGUCUGGCCUCAGCCUUUUUUACAGCACUUUAUAGCCUGGAAUUGAGCAAAGAUCAAGCCACCAGCUGGGUUAUUUCGUUGGCAUUAUCGGUGCUCCAAAAUACCUUCAUCAGCCAGCCAGUAAAGGUACUGGUCUUCUUCACAUUCUUAUUCUCACUGAUGCUGAACAGGAUGCCGUGGCUUAACAAAGAGAAGGAACAACAAAUGAAGAGAAUCUUGGCACUCUUGGCAAAAUGUUCUUCAUCAUUACCUGGUAUAAGAGAUAAGCACAACCCCAUCUAUGUAGCUCCUGCUAUGAACAGUCCAAUUAGGCCUCCAGAAAGAACUUUGAAAGAGAAGAAACUCUUCAAACUGACUGGAGAUAUUUUGGUACAAAUCCUCUUCCUAAUCUUAUUGAUGACUACACACCUGCUGACUGGCCUUUCUCCCUCUGUUCAGUUUAACUUGCUGUUUGGAUAGAACAUCUCUGACGACAGAACUUUUUUCAGCUCCAUAGUGACUGUUGUUAAAAGUCUCCUGAUGGGAAUCUCUCAUCACAAGGAGGUUAUUGCUUUAGACCCAGUCCUAGGGUCCUUGAUGAUCCUCACCAGUGUUAUCUUGAUGGUACUUGUGAUCAUUAACCUUUUUGUUUCUGCCAUUCUAAUGGCCUUUGGUAAAGAAAGGAAGUCUCUUAAGGUAGCAAGAAGCUGCACUGAUACGCUGCUACAAAAGCUCUCAAGUUUGUUAGGAAUCCAGCAGCACCAGAACACAUUCUCAUCUGAGCAAGCCACCAUGACAGCACUGUGCACUGGCACUGAGGUUUCAGAUGACGGCCUCUCUUAAUACUGCUAUCUCCCAUCUGAGCUUAUUACUGCUGCUUAUUCUUAGCACGUUAAUGCUUAUCUUUGUAUGGUACAGCUUAGAAAAUUAUAGAUGUAUGUAAUAUGUUUUGUUCUUAAUUCUGUAAGUCAGGAAUUAAAAUCACCUUGGCUCCGAGUUCCUAUGCCUACGGAUCCUGGCAGUAGCCAGGACAGAGCUAACACUGCAAGAAUGAUACAGGAGACACCAGCUCUGUUGCCAAGCAGCAAGUAACAGAACACUCCUCACCCAAGUUCCAGGAUGGCUGUGGGAAGUGGAGGAUUCAGAAAAGAAGUGAGCUCACUGCAGCUUAUCAAAAUAAAGAUACAAGCGUUAGGUUUGGCUGAUGGGGAGCCCUGUCACACAGAGCAGUAACCAAGGAAACUCUCAGAUAUGAUCUGGGCUUAAAUAGAGG
Molecule: messenger RNA, 5077 nt
Organism: Trichechus manatus latirostris (Florida manatee)
Lineage: Eukaryota; Metazoa; Chordata; Mammalia; Sirenia; Trichechidae
Gene: PKD1L3
Product: polycystin 1 like 3, transient receptor potential channel interacting
Biological process (GO): detection of mechanical stimulus
Cellular component (GO): membrane
Molecular function (GO): protein binding; calcium channel activity
Source: RefSeq, a predicted model, not a curated record